This is a messenger RNA of Meriones unguiculatus (Mongolian gerbil), 1289 nucleotides long. RefSeq names its product GPALPP motifs containing 1 (gene Gpalpp1). The transcript has 8 exons. Lineage: Eukaryota; Metazoa; Chordata; Mammalia; Rodentia; Muridae. The coding region runs from base 125 to 1153 and encodes 342 amino acids. The record is from RefSeq and is a predicted model, not a curated record.
UUGCGUCAUCAGACGGGGCCGGAAAAACUGGCGGCUGCGGGGCUCGGCCCGCCGUCCCCGCUGGGUUUAACUGAACUGCGUGUGCAGGUCGGCUUGGGCUCCGAGCGACCGUGCGUCGCAGCGAAUGGCCAGGGACCUGAUUGGGCCGGCACUGCCGCCAGGCUUCAAGGAGCACGCGACCGCCGAGGACGAGGAGCGGGACCCGAGCCCGGUUGCAGGGCCAGCUUUGCCUCCUGACUACAGAAGCAGCAGUUCGGACUCCUCAGACAGUGACGAGGACAGUAGUUCUUUGUCUGAAGAAGAUGACACUGGUCCAACUGCAAGAAAGCAGAGAAGAAACCAAGAAAGAGAUGAUGAUGAUGAUGAUGAUGAUGGGUUUUUCGGGCCAGCCCUUCCUCCUGGGUUUAAGAAGCAGGAUGACUCUCCUCCAAGGCCUAUGAUAGGUCCUGCAUUACCACCUGGUUUCAUUAAGUCUACACAGAAAAGUGACAGAAGCAGAGAGGAUCCAGGACAAGUGUCAUCAUUCUUCAACUCAGAGGAAGCAGAGAGCAGUGAAGAUGAGGGUAUUGUUGGACCAAUGCCUGCAAAAGGACCUAGCAACUAUAGUGUAACGGCAGAGUUCGAAAAAAGGGCCCAGAGAAUGAAGGAAAAAUUGACCAAAGGAAAUGAUGAUUCAUCUAAACUCAUCACAAGAGAGUCAUGGAUGACUGAGCUUCCUCCGGAAAUGAAAGACUUUGGUCUUGGACCAAGAACCUUUAAGAGAAGAGCUGAUGACAAAUCCGGAGACCGGUCUGCCUGGACAGACACUCCAGCCGACCGGGAAAGGAAAGCUAAGGAAAUACAAGAAGCAAAGAAGUCAUUCAGUAAGAAAGAUGAAGAGAACAGACUGUCAGAAAGGGAUAAGAGACUGGCUGAGCAAGUGUCUUCAUACAAUGAAUCAAAAAGAUCAGAAUCCCUCAUGGACAUUCAUCAUAAAAAGUUAAAGAAUAAGGCUGCUGAAGAUAGAAACAAGCACCAAGAGAGAAUACCAUUUGACCGUGAUAAAGACCUCAAGGUUAAUCGGUUUGAUGAAUCUCAGAAAAAAGCCCUCAUAAAGAAAUCCAGGGAACUAAAUACCCGCUUUUCACACGGCAAAGGCAACAUGUUUUUAUAAGUAAGUGUGCUUCAGUGAGGUGCACACAGACUGAUGAGUCUGAGCCCCUCAGAAGAUCCCUGUGUCUAUAGUAAUUAUGUGCACAAAUAUAUUUCCUUUUGUAAUAAAGUAGAUGCAGAGUCUGCAUUUUUAUAAA